Molecule: messenger RNA, 1305 nt
Organism: Pundamilia nyererei
Lineage: Eukaryota; Metazoa; Chordata; Actinopteri; Cichliformes; Cichlidae
Product: dynein light chain Tctex-type 3
Exons: 5
Coding region: 163-510 (115 amino acids)
Biological process (GO): microtubule-based movement
Cellular component (GO): cytoplasm; cytoplasmic dynein complex
Molecular function (GO): dynein intermediate chain binding
Source: RefSeq, a predicted model, not a curated record
GAGAGGCGAUACAGAGAAAACAGAGUCCCGCUUCAGGCUGCGGGUCCAGCUCUUCUCUUCGCUCGUCAUCCGCGAACAAGAGGAAGUGAACAGGAACAAUAACAGCCGACACACCGGAGACCACAAAGAGGGCAGGCAGCAGUGUUAUCUGUGACGGCAGCGAUGGAGGAGUAUAACUCUGGAGAGGAGGUCGGCUUUAAUCCCGAUGAGAUCAGUGUCUCGGUAAAAGAGUGCGUUGAAGGCGUCAUCGGUGGAACAGAUUAUAACCAGAGUAAAGUCAACCAGUGGACGGCCAGUAUAGUGGAGCAUUCACUCACUCACCUGGUGAAACAAGGGCGGGCGUUCAAAUACAUAGUGAACUGUACGAUCAUGCAGAAGAGCGGCGCUGGGCUCCACACAGCCAACUCCUGCUACUGGGACACAGCCACUGAUGGGAGCUGUACUGUCAGGUGGGAGAACCGCACCAUGUACUGUGUGGUCAGUGUGUUUGCUGUAGCUGUGGCGCUGUGACAGCCCUGCGCCCACCUCUCCAUCUUCGAACACUGUCAUGUCUCAAACUUUGCUUGAAUGACACUGAAGAUCCUCUGAUUAUAUACCCUCUGAUAGACGCUGACCUACAAGUAUCUAUUUCUCCCUGCAGGCAGGAACAACAGUUUUGGUUUGUGAGUUGGCAGCCUGUGAGUACGUGCAGGUCUGACAGUGACAAAAUGUUGUUUGGUCUGGACUGGAGUCAUGAUCUGCAAACUGUUUGGAAAGUACUUUUCAAACAUGCUCAGGUGUUUUCUUUGGCCCAGAAGUACCACAUGUUGACUGUAUUUUUUUUCCUGUUGUGUAAAAACAGAUGACUGCUCUUUGUGUGCAGCAGGAAGUUUACAUUUGUGUUUUUGACUGAAAUAUCUGAACAUUCAUUGGAUUGUUUCUUAUUAAAUUUAGCACUGAUAUUCAUCCCUCAGGAAAAACUAUUAAUUUUUAAUUUUAAUUGAUGACAUUCCUUCAGUCUCAACUGUGCUUUGUGCUGCUAAUUAGAAAAUGUUAGCAUGUUUGCAACUUUGUCUCCUUCACUAUGUUCCCUUAAUAGAAACUGAACUACGACUAUAAGAAGCUUUGUAUGUUAGAGAAGCUCUGUUUAAGUAAUCACUACAGUAUACUGUGUUUCUACUAGUCUAUAUUAAUAUUUUAAUAAGUUAUUGAAAUGUUUAGACAAAACAACAGUGUUUUUCCUGUGAUGCAUUUAAUGGUCAGUCCCUGUAACCAGGAUUUUUUUUUCCUUUUCUUUUCUUUUUUUUUUUUUUUAAGAUCUUCUGU